Molecule: messenger RNA, 815 nt
Organism: Danio rerio (zebrafish)
Lineage: Eukaryota; Metazoa; Chordata; Actinopteri; Cypriniformes; Danionidae
Source: RefSeq, a predicted model, not a curated record
GCUGCUCUCUGAACAACUGGAGGAUCCAAACUACACACUGGACACACUCAAUGUGGAUCAUGGAGGAGAGAAGAUGAUUACAGCAGGACUGCACAAAUAUGCCUGUUUCCUCACACUGGACCCAAACACAGCAUACGCUGAACUCAUUCUGUCUGAGGAGAACAGGAAAGUGAUGAAUGUGGAUCAGAAACAGCCGUAUCCUGAUCAUCCAGACAGAUUCGAUAAUGUACUGCAGGUGUUGUGCAGAGAGAGUGUGUGUGGACGCUGCUACUGGGAGAUUGACUGGACUGGAGAGGAUGCGUCUACAUCAGUGGCAUAUAAGAGCAUCAGGAGGAAGGGAGAUAUUGAGUGUGCGUUUGGAUGGAAUCCUCAGUCCUGGAGUUUGAUCUGCUAUUCCUCCAGCUACGAAUUCAGACACAAUAACAAACAUACCUAUUUACCAGGAGAGCCGAUCAGCAGGAGGAUAGGAGUGUAUCUGGAUCACAGAGCAGGAACUCUGAGCUUCUACAACAUCAGUGGAGACACAAUGAUCCUCAUCCACUCAGUCCAGACCACAUUCACUGAGCCGCUCUAUCCUGGGUUUAGGGUUUAUCGUGGAUCUUCAGUCAAACUGUGCUGAAGACUGAGAGAUUGAGGACUGGACUUAUUUACCCAUAAUCCUGUGCUCUGCAGGAUCAUUCAGCAGCAGUGAGAUGUUCUGGAGUCUCUUCAUCGCAUUAUUCCUGAACUUAAGUGUGUGUGUGUGUUUGAGUGGUAUUCUCCUUUUGUCUUUCUUCAUUUACUAUCAUAAUAAAACUGAACUGUCCUCUAGUUUA